AAAAAGUUAUCAACCAAUCACAGAGCGAUAUUAAUAUCUUAAGACAUUACUUAAGAUGGUCUUAAGAUAAGAAUCAAUUAUGAAUACUGGCCUACUCUCGCGCGCCACAUGGAAUCAGAAGACGAGAGGGAGGGAAGGAAAGAAAGAAGGAAGGAGGGAGAGCGGAAGAGAGGAGGGGAGAGAGAGAGAGAGAAAAUGCGAAUUUGCAUCGCGAUAGAUUUCACUCCGAAAUAUUACGAUGAAUGUGACUAGCAGAUUGUGUCAACUGAAACAAAUAUUGCAAAGCUGCAGGAAUUUACAUGUCACAUAUAUAACAAAAAAUGCAGCUGCAUAUGAGGGUCCUGGUAAAACCACUGUCACAUUUAUCAGCAAAGAGAUUGGUUCUCGACUCUUAAUAUCUCGUUGUGAUGAGAUCGGUUUUACAUUAAACACUGGUACAAAAGUGAUAGGACCAAUGGUAAUCUUUCCCAGACAUGCCAUCUGCUGGAAUAUUGAAUCCAGCAAGCACAUAAAUGAUGCAUCGCUUUCAUUAUUCACUAUCCUCGAGCCAAAACCUGAUCUUUUAAUUAUAGGCUUAGACGACCAAUACGAUUUCUUUUAUAUUAAAAAUCUCCGAGAGUGCGUGAAGAAGCUCGGUAUUACUGCAGAAAUAAUUUCCGUGUACAAUGCAUGUACGGUGUUCAAUUUUGUUAAUGAGGAAGGCAGAUAUGUCAUUGCGGCAUUGAUACCGCAAAAAACAUCUAAACAAAAAUUGAGACUACCGAAACAUGAACAGAUGAUUGAUUCUGACAGUGCUGCAAAUAACAAAACAGAUAAUAGAAAAAUAGAAAAUAUAAAAUGAUGGAAUAUGUAUAUAUGUAUGUAUAUAUGAUUUGUGAGAAGAUUGUGUAUUGAGAAAACUACAAUAAGUUUGCUUGUAUAAAUCAUGUAUAGGAUUAUAAUAAAAUUCUAAAUUUAUUUGUUCAAAAUAAAA
Pogonomyrmex barbatus (red harvester ant) is the source of this 973-nucleotide messenger RNA. RefSeq lists its product as uncharacterized. Gene Ontology annotation, cellular component: nucleus. Lineage: Eukaryota; Metazoa; Arthropoda; Insecta; Hymenoptera; Formicidae. The record is from RefSeq and is a predicted model, not a curated record.